GUUUGAACCUGUUUCAAAGCUCAGACUAGAAAUUCAAGAAAUUGCGGGAACCACAAAAUCCAAAGAGACUCUAACUGAAACAAGCAGAUUAUCCCCAUUAAAUUUCCCAACAAUCUCUAAUCCCACACAAAAUGGUGAGAACCUCUUCCCUCACACCCAGAAGCAAAUUCUUCUUGAGAAAACACAGAAAAUGGCCAGUCUCACCCUACAACACCAAAUGGCACACACUCUUCAAUCAACACCAAGCACUCCAAACCCUCAAACACUCCCCACUAAACCCACCCCAAAACCUUCUCUCCACACUCAUCCACUCUUUCAAAACCUUCAACUCUGACCCAACCCCUGAAGCUUACGACUUUGUCCUCAAAACCCUAACUAAAACCUCACAACUGACCCGCAUCCCUUCUGUUCUUGACCGCCUUGAAUCUGUAGAAAAAUUCCACACACCCGAAUCGAUUUUCGCCAAUCUGAUUAGAUUUUAUGGCAGUGCCAAUCGAAUUGGGGAUGCCAUUGAUGUUUUCUACAGGAUUCCCAAGUUCAGGUGUGACCCUUCUGCCGUUUCACUCAAUUCUUUGUUGUAUGUGCUUUGUGGGAGUAGUGAAGGUCUUAAAAUGGUGCCCCAGAUUUUGUUGAACAGCCGAGCUAUGGGGAUUAGGCUAGAAGAGUCGAGCUUUCGGAUUUUAAUCACUGCAUUGUGUGGAAUUGGAAGGGUUGGGUAUGCCAUUGAGAUAAUGAAGUGCAUGAUCAGAAAUGGGUAUGAUUUGGAUGUAAAGAUUUGCUCUUUGGUGCUGUCAUCAUUGUGUGAGCAAGAGGGUUUUGCUGCUUUGGAGGUUGUGGGUUUUGUGGAAGAAAUGAAGAGAGUUGGGUUUUGUGCUGGGAUGAUGGACUAUUCAAAUGUGAUUAGGCUUUUGGUGAAACAGGGGAAGGGUUUGGAUGCUUUGAGGGUUUUGGGGAAGAUGAAAGUGGAGGGAAUGAAGCCUGAUGUUGUUUGUUAUACCAUGGUUUUACAUGGGGUUAUUGCAGAUGGGGAUUACAGGAAUGCGGAUAAGGUGUUCGAUGAAUUGCUUGUGUUGGGUUUGGUUCCUGAUGUUUGUACUUACAAUGUUUAUAUAAAUGGGUUGUGUAAGCAGAACAAUGUGGAAGCUGGAAUAAAGAUGAUUACUUGUAUGGAAGAGUUGGGGUGCAAGCCGAAUUUGAUUACUUAUAACAUGUUGUUGAAGGCGUUAUGUAAGAAUGGGGAGCUGGGUCGGGCGAAGGAGCUUGUGAGUGAGAUGACCUUAAAGGGUGUUGGGGUAAACUUGCAGACACAUAGAAUUAUGCUGGAUGGUCUGUUUUGUAAAGGUGACAUUGAUGAAGCUUGUAUCUUUAUGGAGGAAAUGUCGGAUAAGUUUCUCUGUCGUUGUUGUUCGGCAUAUGAUGAUGUUAUCUUUGGGUUGUGCCAGAGGGGUUUUGUUUGUAAAGCAAUGGAUUUGCUGCUGAAAAUGGUUGACAAGAAUGUUGCGCCCGGGGCAAGAGCUUGGGAAGCACUACUUCUUAGCUCAGGAACUGGACCUUGCUUAGUAGAGACUACUUGGACUGGUUUAGUGAACCCAAUUGAAGUCGAUUGACUUCACUACGUCACCUACACAAACAUUGUGUAAUCACAACUAUAGUUUAUUCUCUUCACCUCCACUAUGGACGCCGAAACAGACGUUAUUGCUAUUGAGAUAGAAUUGUAUGAUCAAUAAUGAGUACAUUUAGACAUGAAGUUUGAUCUUUAAUACUGUUUCCACUCUAUCUGUAAACAAAAGGAUUCAGCUGGUUUUGUGGUCUUGGGGUUUUCUGGAAAAAAAAAAAAGAAUAAACUUGGGUUUGA
Molecule: messenger RNA, 1855 nt
Organism: Rosa chinensis
Lineage: Eukaryota; Viridiplantae; Streptophyta; Magnoliopsida; Rosales; Rosaceae
Product: pentatricopeptide repeat-containing protein At2g38420, mitochondrial
Exons: 2
Coding region: 132-1607 (491 amino acids)
Molecular function (GO): protein binding
Source: RefSeq, a predicted model, not a curated record